Lemur catta (Ring-tailed lemur) is the source of this 2078-nucleotide messenger RNA. It is a transcript of the gene TMEM130, whose product is annotated as transmembrane protein 130. The coding region runs from base 170 to 883 and encodes 237 amino acids. The record is from RefSeq and is a predicted model, not a curated record. NCBI's taxonomy places the organism in Eukaryota, Metazoa, Chordata, Mammalia, Primates, Lemuridae. The transcript has 6 exons.
AGAGUUCCUGGUGGGGGACCUCCUGGUCACCCAGAACACCUCCCUGCCCUGGCCCAGCUCCUACCUCACCAAGACGGUCCUCAAAGUCUCUUUCCUCCUCCACGACCCAAGCGACUUCUUCAAGACCGCCUCGUUUCUCUACAGCUGGGACUUCGGAGAUGGGACCCAGAUGGUGACGGAAGACUCUGUGGUCUAUUACAACUAUUCCAUCAUCGGAACCUUCACCGUGAAGCUCAAAGUGGUGGCGGAGUGGGAGCAGGCAGAGCCGGACGCCGUGAAGGGCGUUAUGCAAAAGACCGGUGACUUCUCCGCCUCGCUGAGGCUGCAGGAAACCCUUCGAGGCAUCCAAGUCUUGGGGCCCACCCUCAUUCAGACCUUCCAAAAGCUGACGGUGACCUUGAACUUCUUGGGCAGCCCCCCGCUGACCGUGUGCUGGCGCCUCAAGCCCGAGUGCCUCCCGCUGGAGGAGGGGGAAUGCCACCCCGUGUCCGUGGACAGCACUGAGUACAACCUGACCCACAUCUUCAGGGACCCCGGGGACUACUGCUUCAGCAUCCGGGCGGAGAAUGUCAUCAGCAAGACGCAUCAGUACCACAGGAUCCAGGUGUGGCCGUCCAGUAUCCAGCCGGCUGUCUUUGCCUUUCCAUGUGCCACGCUUAUCACUGUGAUGCUGGCCUUCAUCAUGUACAUGACCCUGCGGAAUGCAACUCAGCAAAAGGACAUGGUGGAGAACCCGGAGCCGCCCUCUGGGGUCAGGUGCUGCUGCCAGAUGUGCUGUGGGCCCUUCUUGCUGGAGACUCCAUCUGAGUACCUGGAAAUUGUCCGAGAAAACCACGGGCUGCUCCCGCCCCUCUACAAAUCUGUGAAAACUUACACUGUGUGAGCACCCCACCCCCAUCUCAGUGUUAAGUGAUUGCCUACUUGGAGCUUCAGGCAGGGUGGUGUGCACCUCUGACCAGGAGGGGUUCACAUGCAAGGAGCUAUUGGCCCUGGCCAGCCGGCCAUCUGUACAGUCUAGCCACUGCCACAAGCCCCUCUGUGUCACAGCCCCAGCCAUUCGCCCAUCUAUACAGUCCAGCCACUGAAGUAAGCCCCUCUCAGUGAGCCCUAUCCCAACUCCUGUCCUUAAAGAGGCUCUGGUCAGGACUCUGACACUGGGCAUGUUCCCUGUUCUCUCCCAGGUGGGCCUGGCUGCCCCUCGCCCUUUCCUCUCAUAUGGGCACAUCUGCCAUCUAUGGGGGGUUCAUAUUUCCCUCCCUCGGGCAGCCCUGCCUAUGCCAGAGAGCUCAGAAGCCCACACAUGGUUAAGGAUCCAUAACGGAGGGUCACACACACAGAUGGGCAUGCUCACAGAUGAGCGUGUGUGCUCUCUCUCUCUCUCUCACACACACACACACACACACACACACACACACACACACGUCACAUGGGCAUCUCACAUGAUUUACUCUGUAUCUGUUAAGUCAGUUGCUGGGCUGCACCCUGAAUGAGGACGAAGAUCAAAUUUGACUUUCUCCACUUGGCCCCAACAGGUCCUGGGCCCGGCCCCUCCCUUUGUGCGUUUUUUCUGCAGCUCUGUCGCCCAUUGUAGGGCCACCCUGUUCCCUGCCUGCUUGCUGGGGGCCGCACAGGGACAGGACCAACACUUUGUGAGUGCAGAAACCCUUAUGUUAAACUCUCCCUGAGGAAAGAAGGGGUGGAGUCGGGAUCCAGUGGGGACUUGGGUCCCUGUCGGUGGAGGAGGGCAUUCUCGCCACCCAGCUGCUUCCCAGGUGGCCUUGAGAAGGAAGAAGUGGGCUGGCAGAGCCCGAGCAGGGGACCCAGCCCACGCCCUCCCCUCCGGCCCAGUGGCCCGGGAGAGGCAGAGGCCGUGGAGAGGGCAGGUGACGGCACCAGUGGGGCCAGGGCUGAGGCCCAGGUGCAGGUGUCCAGGUGUGCCAGGAGCAGCCUGAGCCUGCCCGGGGAGGGAAGGGCAAGACGGUGGGGUCGGGGCUCCGUCGCUGUAACCGUUUGCUCCCAGACUGUGCUGAAAGCAGCAUUCACACUGUCGUGCGGCUCAUUCUCAUGAAAUACUGCCA